AUGGCAUCCACACUUCCCCCAGAUCCGUGGAAAGUUCUCGGUGUUGAGAAAUCCGCGGACAAGGCCGAGAUUCGAACAGCAUACAAGAAACUGGUUCUACAGUGCCAUCCGGAUAAGAUCCUGGUCCAGGACCCAACAUUGAAGGCGCUGAAGAUUGAUGAAUUUCAAAAGGUUCAGCAGGCAUGGGAACUACUCAACGAUGACGCCGAGAGAGCAAAAUAUGAGCAGAAGGUGCACCUCGCGGAGCUCCAACGCGCCGCCAAGAUCCAGCAAGACGUGAAGCACUCGGCCAAUAGUUCUGUCCCGCGCUCCGCUGCCAAAUAUUCGGCUUACGAAAUCCGCACCACCGAGCCGCGAUACAAGAGUUCCCCGUCGGGCGGAAAGGUGUACACCUACUCGACCACCACUCACACUCGCUCGCAGGAGGAGAUGCCGUCGUCCCGUACGUUUCCACUGUACGAAGAGUCCACUAAGCAAGCCCGGAGGACUGCAAGCUAUGAGAAGCCUGCCAAGCGAGAUGAGGAGAGACGCGAUAGGGACAAAGAAGAGAGGAGGCGGAGGAAGGAUGAGGAUGAGUCCCGGCUGCGGGAUAAGGGGCGGGAUAAGGAGCGGGAGAGAGAGCGCGAGCGAGAGCGUGAGAGGGAGAGGGAGAAGGAGAAAGAAAAGGAGAGGAAGAACCAUGGGCUGCGCGAUGCUGAGAGGAAGCGGCUGGAGAAGGAACGAGAAAAGGAGCGAAGGCGAGGCGCCGAAGACAAGUCUCGCCGACACAACCAGCCCUAUGUGGAGCAGUACGACCCAUACGUGGAGGCCGAAGGAAUCAUUCUUGACGACGUGACCCACGUAUUGUCCUCGUCGCGGCCGGAAAAGAAAAGAUCCUCCAGUCGAAAGCACGAAGAGACGCGCGAACGCGAGCGAGAUCGGGACCGCGAUAGUGCUCGCGACCGAGAGAAGGAAAGGGAGAGGGAGAAGGAUAGGGAUAGGGAGAGAGAGAGAGACAGGGAGAGGGAGAGGGAGAGGGAGAGGGAAAGGGACAAGUCAAGUUCGCGCCGUGCCAAGUCACCCCAUGUGGCCAGCGGCCAUAAGCACGUCAACCUUUACGAAGAAGCUGCGAACUACUUGAAAAAUCACGGGACCGGCCAGCAGGUUUCCUCCUUUUGGAAAAAAUCCGACACCCCCCCGGAUGCGUCUUUCAUGCCUUCGGUAGCUGACUUCAUCACACCCCCUGCGCCGACACCCCCUCCCGUCGACCUAGAGGAGGAGAGUAUCCGGAACUCAGCAUCUCGCGCUGCCGCCCGCCGCGCCUCUAACGAUGCUUCGAGAUCGCGCGAGAAACUCAAAUAUGACGUUUCGGACAUCACUCCAUCCAAGAGCAGGCCGAUUCCAGUCCUCUCUAAGUCUUACACCACUCCCAUUACCCUCACGGAGUCUCCCCCACGGGUCAGCCGUUCACAAACGGCGCCACACGAGUCAUCGUACCGCCCUGUGCCGUCUCUCUCUCGCACACAAACUUGGGCGCCGGGGAGCAACUCAGUCGCUGAAUACUACGACGAGGUGGAAUCAGAAGAAGACCGUGAGCGUCGUCGGCACCGCAGCCGUCGCACACGGUCGCCUUCCGGCCAGCCUACGCGUUACAAGGUCGUCGAGGGGAAGACAUCCAAGAUUGAUUCUCAGUACGUGUACGGCGAGUCGCCCAAUUCCAAUCGACGCUAUGCGGCCGAGGCGGUGGACCAAAUGGGACGCUCCCCAUCGUCGUACCACAGCAGCACCCCUCUCCGAGUUAAGCACUCAAAAGCCUACGACCACAGUGAUAUCAACUUUGCAAAGUCUGAUGAUAUCCAGUUCUCGAAGUUUGAGAUGCCCUACCAAACGCCGUACUACGCCUCUCAUCCCUCGGAUGUACGUCUGGUGCAAUAG
This is a messenger RNA of Dichotomopilus funicola, 1914 nucleotides long. RefSeq lists its product as uncharacterized. Gene Ontology annotation, cellular component: nucleus; cytoplasm. Gene Ontology annotation, molecular function: heat shock protein binding. The transcript has a single exon. NCBI's taxonomy places the organism in Eukaryota, Fungi, Ascomycota, Sordariomycetes, Sordariales, Chaetomiaceae. Bases 1 to 1914 code for a protein of 637 amino acids. The record is from RefSeq and is a predicted model, not a curated record.